AUGGGAUGUGGACUGAAUGCCUCCAACCUCUCUGGAGCCAUGGGCCAUGGGGAUAUCCUGAUCGGGGCUUUGUUACCUUUCCAUAUCGAUAAACUGUUCAAGAAAUUCAUGUUUACAGAGGCCCCUCUACCAGACAUCUGCUCCAUGUACCUCCUCGAAAUGUUUCAGCAUUUUCAGGCUAUGAGGUUUGCGUUAGAGGAAAUCAAUGGAAACCCAGAUCUUCUCUCUAAUGUCACUCUUGGAUUUGUUGCUUUUGAUUCUUGUGCUGCUUUACGGAAAGAGCUGGAAGGAACUUUGUGGAUGUUAACGGGUCAGGAUGUACCGAUACCUAAUUAUAGUUGCCGUGAAAGGCCAGAUCUGGCGGCUGUCCUUGGACACACAAUGUCCUCAUCUUCUAUUCUCAUGGCUCAAGUACUGGGAAUUUAUAGGUUCCCACAGAUCAGUCAUUUUUCUACAAGCUCUCUGUUGAGUGAUCGCACUCAGUUUCCAUCAUUCUUCAGGACUGUCCCGAGUGACACUUUCCAGUCAAUGGGUCUAGCACAGCUCAUCCUACAUUUUGCAUGGACGUGGGUUGGGUUGGUUGCUUUAGGAAAUGACUAUGGUCAGCAAGGUGUUCAAGUGGUCAAGAAGGAGCUCCUCAAAGCUGGAGCUUGUGUGGCCUUCACAGAGUUCAUUGUUGCCAACAGUGAAGACAGAAACAUACCUCAUAUCACUAGGGUUAUAAAUGAGUCGACUGCCAAUGUCGUGCUCGUGUUUGCUAGUGAUCUCUACUUUGUGCUCCUUGUGGAAGAAAUGUUAAAGGAAAAUGUAAAUGGGAAGAUUUUUGUGGCCAGCGAGGCUUGGUCUACCUCACCUAUUUUAGGGGUGGAGAAAUAUUCUUCGAUAUUGAAGGGUUCUAUUGGCUUUGCUUUCUACAGCUCUGAUAUUCCCGGCUUUAAAGAAUUUGUGACCGAUAUCCAUCCUCUUCCUCUUAAAGGUCCAGAAAAAAGCCUGAACCAAAUAUUCUGGGAAAAAACUUUUGGAUGCAGAUUUUUGGACCAAAUGAGUCUUACUCAAUCAUGGAACAAUUCCACAAAGUUGUGUACAGGAUUUGAGAAUCUCAGCACUGUAGACAAUGUUUACACUGACAUGUCUAAUUUAAGAGGUUCUUUUAGCAUCUACACUUCAGUUCAGGUUAUUGCCAAAGCCCUCCACGACAUGAGCACUUGUCAGAAAGGUAAAGGCCCUUUCUAUAACAGGAAUUGUGCAGACAUUUGGGACUUCAAGCCAUGGCAGCUUAAGCUUUAUAUCCAGAAUGUGCAUGUUAAGCUUAAAAAUGGAAGAGAGGUCUUCUUUGAUAAAAACGGGGACCUUCCGGCAGUGUAUGAUAUUGUGAACUGGCAGAGGGGAUCGGAUGGGAUCAUAAAGAAGGUCAAGGUGGGAAGCUACGACACAUCAGUCACUGAUGGAGACAUCUUCACUAUUAAUAAAAGCAAAAUCACAUGGCCUACAGGAAAAGAACAGGUUCCAAAGUCAAUAUGCAGUAAGAGUUGUUCUUCAGGUUGUAGAAGAGUUGUUAGACGAGGAAAACCUGUAUGUUGCUUUGAGUGUGUCCUGUGUCCUUAUGGAGAAUUCUCUAACCGAACAGACUCGGAUGACUGUUACAAAUGUCCGUGGAAUCUGUGGCCUAAUGCUGAAAGGACCAAAUGCCUUCCAAAGACAAUUGAGUAUCUUUCCUUUGAAGGACCAUUAGGUGGCUCUUUGACUGCUGCUGGAGUCUCUUCAUCCUCGGUGACAGUUUUUAUCUUGUGCCUGUUCAUUCGCCACAGACAUACACCCAUCGUUAAAGCCAACAACUACUCUUUAAGUUGCAUUCUACUUAUGUCCAUAUCCCUCUGCUUUCUCUGCUCCUUAAAUUUCAUUGGAUACCCCCAGACUACUACAUGUCUGAUGAGGCAGACAAUAUUUGGUAUGGUUUUUGCAGUCUGCAUUUCUACAGUCUUGGCAAAAACCAUUAUGGUUGUCUUUGCCUUCAUGGCCACCAGGCCUAAUAGCAGACUUAGAAUAUGGACAAGCCCAAAGGUAUCCUACAUGAUGAUUUUUAUGUGCUCUGUUAUGCAAUUAUUAUUGUGUGUUUUGUGGUUGACUCAGGAUCCUCCAUUUUUUGUAUACAAUACUCAAACCCAACCAGAAAUCAUUAUAGCUGAGUGCAGUGAAGGUUCACAAAGUGCCUUUUGGGCCAUGUUGGGUUAUCUUGGCUUCUUGUCAUCAGUCAGUUUUAUUGUAGCUUUUCUCGCUCGCACACUCCCUGAUAGCUUCAACGAGGCCAAGUUUAUCACUUUCAGCAUGCUGGCCUUCUUGAGUGUCUGGGUGUCUUACAUCCCAGCUACUCUUAGUGCUCGUGGUCAAUAUGUAGUGGCCAUGGAGGUCUUUGCUAUCUUGUCAUCGAGCUGGGCCCUGGUGAUCUGUAUGUUUUUUCCAAAAUGUUAUAUCAUAUUGUUUAGAUCCAGCAUGAACUCUAAGGAAUAUCUCAGGGGCAAAGACAGGUAGCAAAAUAACAAUUACAAAAGUCACAUCUUACCAAAUGAAUCUACAUAAGUCGAAUGGACAUAGAUUCUUUCCCAUGCCAUCCAGCAACACAAAACCAGAGAUUCUACAAAAAUAUUAGCUCAGCAUUAGCCAGCAUGGGACUAGCACUAUCAAACACACGUUUAGGGAAUACAUCUGUGAAGGUUCCUAUUUAUGAAGGUUAUGGUUCAUCUAGUAGUUAGGCACUUUAGAUGGACUUGUCCUUUAAUGUUUAUGUUUUGCCACUUAUCCAGAUCUAAUGAGUGUCUGGAACAUUACUCAGGAUUUAUGCCCACAUGGUUAAGUCAGUCAUCUUAAUCCAAUCCGCAAAAUAUCAUGUUAUGUGUCAGUACAGUUCAUGUUUGUAACAUGACUCAACCGGUGGAUCCAGUUGGUGCUCAUAAG
Molecule: messenger RNA, 2952 nt
Organism: Rana temporaria (common frog)
Lineage: Eukaryota; Metazoa; Chordata; Amphibia; Anura; Ranidae
Product: extracellular calcium-sensing receptor-like
Exons: 6
Coding region: 1-2529 (842 amino acids)
Biological process (GO): G protein-coupled receptor signaling pathway
Cellular component (GO): membrane
Molecular function (GO): G protein-coupled receptor activity
Source: RefSeq, a predicted model, not a curated record